CCCCGCAGCGUCUUCCGCACAACCUACACGGCUGUGUCUGAGCCUGGCCUGGGGCUGCCCCAGUUCACGGCUGCGGCGUAUGUGGGCGACCUGCCCAUCGCUCGCUACGACAGCGACACGGGGAAGGUCUGGAAUUAGGCCAAGUGGAUGGAGAAGUUGCUGGAAGUGCAUCCUGAGUACCAGCGCAAGUAUGAGGAGAUGCUGCAGUGGGAUGAGGCCGACUUCACAGCUGGGCUGAGGGCUGUGCAGGCCACCCACAACCAGAGCGCAGGAUUGCACACCUGGCAGAUGAUGGCCGGCUGCGAGGUGGGCCUGGAUAGGCCAAGAGGGCGGUACUUGCGGUUCGGCUACGACGGGAGCACCUACCUCAGCCUCGAGGUGGAGACCCUCACCUGGACGGCAGCUGAUGCCAUGGCCCAAAAAAUGAAGAGGAGCUGGGAGGCAAACCCCAGCAUCACCCAGCGCUUCCGGGCCUACGUGGAGAAGACCUGCGCAGAGUGGUCCCAGGCCAGGCUGGAUCAUGGCGAGGAGGGACUGGGAAGGAGAGAGCCCCCAAAAGUGACGGUGGCCGGAAGGGCAGGCCAGGACGACACGGAGACCCUCAUCUGCCGGGACCACGGCUUCUACCCCCGAGAGAUCGACAUGGCCUGGACCAGGGACGGGGAGGUCUGGCUGCAGGACGCCUCCCAUGGGGUCCUGGCCCCGAACUCAGAUGGGACUUUCUAUGCCUGGCUCAGUGUCAGACUCGACCCCUGGGACAGGGAGUGCUUCCUGUGUCGCGUGGAGCAUGACGCCUUGCAGACUCCGGUGGAACUAGCCUGGGAGGAGCCUGAGUCCCUUCCAACGUACAACCUCGGCCGCCUUAUCUGGCCCACCAUAGGGGUCCUCGCAGUGCUCCUGGGAAUAGUGGUUGCUGUGUUAUCCCUCAAGGCGCUUCGAGGUGCCUACGGACCAGCAUCGGAGAAAAUUCAAGGCAGCUACAGAGCCACAAAACAGCGUCUUCAAGAGUUUUAUGAAGAAGUAAGAGAGCGUCUUCAAGAGGGUUAUGAAGAAGCAAGAGGUGAGUGUCGCCUCCCUGGUCGCAUGCCAGCUCCACCGCCAGGCUGGCCGCCCUUCGGCGCUGCCUCUUUGUCCCUUUGCAGAGAUCCUUCAAGAGAGUUCCGAAGAAGCCAAAGGUGCGUGUUGUCUCCCUCCUUGUGUCUUUCUGCAAACACGGGGCAGGCGUCCUCUGUGUGGGGAUGGAGGUGGUGGGAGGGGCAAGAGGGGGUGCAGGCGACCUCCCUCCUCAAUGCAGCGCUGCAGGAGAGAAUCGUGCCCCUGGGCCUGCUCUGCCCCUGCCGGAAUAACGGGCCCCCUCCGAGCGGCAGGCUGCUGCUCAUGGGAAAACACCGGGAAGGCCCAGAGGGAGGCAAAUGA
Molecule: messenger RNA, 1416 nt
Organism: Varanus komodoensis (Komodo dragon)
Lineage: Eukaryota; Metazoa; Chordata; Lepidosauria; Squamata; Varanidae
Product: RLA class I histocompatibility antigen, alpha chain 11/11-like
Exons: 10
Coding region: 148-1416 (422 amino acids)
Biological process (GO): immune response
Cellular component (GO): external side of plasma membrane
Source: RefSeq, a predicted model, not a curated record